Molecule: messenger RNA, 1290 nt
Organism: Anopheles darlingi
Lineage: Eukaryota; Metazoa; Arthropoda; Insecta; Diptera; Culicidae
Exons: 4
Coding region: 1-1290 (429 amino acids)
Cellular component (GO): membrane
Molecular function (GO): ligand-gated monoatomic ion channel activity
Source: RefSeq, a predicted model, not a curated record
AUGAAUGGCAGACGGUUAAGGCUCGGCGCCGUACCAUAUCUGCCGAACGUACACGUAGUUGAUGUGCCCUUAGGACAGGGUAAUGGUCGCUAUAUUCUACCAUCGAAGCCUAACGUAUCGGCCCAGAUCGAUGGUACCGAACUGUGGCUAGUCGUACUGUUCUGUGAAAUUGUGAACUGUACCACGGAAAUAAUGAUGGCGUCGGAAUGGGGUACGGUCUUUGACAAUGGCACCAAAGUCGGACUGAUUGGUGCACCGGCGGAACAUCUAGUUGAUAUCACCUUCGCGGGUCUGUACACCUGGUACAGCAGCUUCCAGUAUCUGGCAUUCACCGCCGUCCAUUCGAGAUCCGGUUGUACUUGCAUUGUGGCAAAACCGCACAUAGUGGCCAACUGGCGAACUCCGUUUCUCUCAUUUAGCGGCCCACUGUGGAGUGCUGUUGCGUUAGCCUUUCUCUCCGGAACCGUGGCCGUGUGUGUCAUGGAACGGUGCCGCCAAAGGAUCCUAAACCUAACUCACGCACUAAAGUACACCUUCAGCGAUGCGAUCUUGGUGAUGAUAGGAUUCUUCAUGGAACAAUCGGUACCGAUGCCGAACGAACUGGUUGCAUCGGUUCUACUCUUCAGCACGCUCAUGUUUGCUGGCUUCAUGAUCGGCAGUAGCUACAACGGUGGACUGGCCAGUACGAUGAUCGUACCGCAGUAUGAACCAUGUGUUAACAAUGUGCACGAACUGGCCGAAGCGCGUAUGACGUGGACCGGUGUUAGUGUUUCCUGGAUCUACUCCAUCCUGCUCGCUUACCAGCCCGAUAUGCUUACACUGCUGAAAACGUUCCGCGAGUGGGAUGAGGAAACAAUCGCACGGCGCGCCAGUGAUCGGGAUGUGGCCAUUAUUGUCGAAAGGAUGGAGUAUGGUCAUUUCGCUUUCCCGCCGAUGAGCAUCGAAUCGAUGAAGGGUCGCCAGAUGCUGACGGAUGAUGUGUACUGGGAGUCGGUCGUCGGUAUGUGUAGCAAGACGUGGCCGGCACGGGCCCGCUUCGACCGGAUGGUACUGGAUUUGAAAGCCUUCGGCAUACUGGCCCACUGGGAGUUUAUCGGUGUUAUCCGGUUUCUUAGUCUCGAGUCGCAGCAAGUCAUUCGCUAUUCGCGAGACAGUGGCGGCGACGAGUGCACACCAUUACGCAUCUCGAACAUUACCGGAGCGCUCUUGAUCCUUGCUGUCGGACUCGGCUCAUCCAGCGUUGUUUUUGUCCAACUACAGUUUAAUAGCUACCACAAUCCAGCACUCUAA